AUGUCUGAGUUCGAGCGCAACGAGUACCGGAGGUUGGUCCAACAUAUGGUCCGCAUGAACAAGGAGUUGGUUGCGCCGUUCAUGAAGCCUGUCCCUAAAUGGGUACCUGGUUACUACGAGAUGAUUACUGUUCCAGUCGAUAUAUCGAUGAUACUCAAUCGUCUUGACUCGUGGUUUUAUGCCUCUCGAGCUGACUUCGAGGCUGAUAUGAGGCAGAUGUUCAUCAACGCCUACACCUUCAACCAGCCUGGUUCCCUCGAGUACGAAUACGCCCUCGAGCUUCACUCUAUCUUCAACACUAUGAUGUCGACGGCUCUUGACAAGGUGUUGCGGCAACUAGCCGAGGAGCACGAGAAAGAAGUGCAUUCCACUGUGAGUAGCGGUCGGAAACGUAAGCGACGAUCAACGUGA
Molecule: messenger RNA, 411 nt
Organism: Perkinsus marinus ATCC 50983
Lineage: Eukaryota; Perkinsozoa; Perkinsida; Perkinsidae
Product: bromodomain-containing protein, putative
Exons: 1
Coding region: 1-411 (136 amino acids)
Biological process (GO): chromatin remodeling; positive regulation of transcription by RNA polymerase II
Cellular component (GO): histone acetyltransferase complex
Molecular function (GO): histone H3 acetyltransferase activity; protein binding
Source: RefSeq, a predicted model, not a curated record